GCUAGAUUGAUGGAUGGAGGGAAUCACUCGGUGGUGUCUGAGUUUGUGUUUCUGGGACUCACUUAUUCAUGGGAGUUCCAGCUGCUCCUCCUGGUGUUCUCCUCUGUGCUCUAUGUGGCAAGCAUGGCUGGGAACAUCCUCAUUGUGUUUUCUGUGACUACUGAUCCUCACUUACAUUCCCCCAUGUAUUUCCUACUGGCCAGCCUCUCCUUCAUUGACUUGGGAGCCUGCUCUGUCACUUCUCCCAAGAUGAUCUAUGACCUUUUCAGAAAAUGUAAAGUCAUUUCUUUUGGAGGCUGCAUUGCUCAGAUCUUCUUCAUCCAUGUCAUUGGUGGGGUGGAGAUGGUGCUGCUCAUAGCCAUGGCCUUUGACAGAUAUGUUGCCAUAUGUAAGCCUCUCCACUAUCUGAGCAUCAUGAGCCCGAGGAUGUGCAUUUUGUUUCUGGCUGCUGCCUGGGCCCUUGGUGUCAGCCACUCACUGUUCCAGCUAGCAUUUAUUGUUAAUUUGCCCUUCUGUGGUCCGAAUGUAUUGGACAGCUUUUACUGUGAUCUUCCUCGGCUCCUCAGACUGGCCUGUACAGAUACUUACAGACUUCAGUUCAUGGUCACUGUCAACAGUGGGUUUAUCUGUGUUAGUUCCUUCUUUAUACUCCUCAUCUCCUAUAUGUUCAUCCUGUUAACUGUUUGGAAACGGUCCUCAGGUGGUUCAUCCAAGGCCCUCUCCACUUUGUCAGCUCACAUCACUGUGGUUAUUUUGUUCUUUGGUCCAACCAUGUUUGUCUAUACAUGGCCGCACCCCAAUUCCCAAAUGGACAAGUUUCUUGCUCUUUUUGAUACGGUUCUCACUCCUUUCUUGAAUCCAGUUAUUUACACAUUCAGGAAUAAAGAAAUGAAAGCAGCAAUGAAGAGAGUAUGCAAACAGCUAGUGAUUUAUGGGACGAUUUCAUAA
Molecule: messenger RNA, 948 nt
Organism: Bubalus bubalis (water buffalo)
Lineage: Eukaryota; Metazoa; Chordata; Mammalia; Artiodactyla; Bovidae
Product: olfactory receptor 4F3/4F16/4F29
Exons: 1
Coding region: 10-948 (312 amino acids)
Biological process (GO): G protein-coupled receptor signaling pathway
Cellular component (GO): membrane
Molecular function (GO): G protein-coupled receptor activity; olfactory receptor activity
Source: RefSeq, a predicted model, not a curated record